Messenger RNA from Mangifera indica (mango), 706 nucleotides. Its product is annotated as TMV resistance protein N-like. Lineage: Eukaryota; Viridiplantae; Streptophyta; Magnoliopsida; Sapindales; Anacardiaceae. Bases 26 to 523 code for a protein of 165 amino acids. Gene Ontology annotation, biological process: signal transduction. The transcript has a single exon. The record is from RefSeq and is a predicted model, not a curated record.
AAGUGUCUCUCUUCACUUGCACUUAAUGGCUUCCUCUUCUUCUUCUUCUUCUUCUUCCAUUACUCCUAAAAUAGAGUAUGAGGUUUUCCUUAGUUUCCGUGGUGUGGACACCCGACAAAACAUUACCAGCCAUCUUUAUGAAGCCUUUUGUCAAAAAAAGAUUAAAACUUUCAUUGAUGAUAGCCUUGUUAGAGGAGAAGAAAUUUCUAUAUCUCUUUUGAAGGCAAUUGAACAUUCAAAUAUUUCAGUUAUCAUUUUUUCUAAAGGGUAUGCUUCCUCAAGAUGGUGUCUCAGAGAACUUGAAGAGAUAGUUAAAUGCAAGAACACGUAUGAUCAGAUCGUAAUACCAGUCUUCUAUGAAGUAGAUCCAUCUGAUGUGAGGAAUCAAACUGGGGAUUUUGGGAAAGCAUUUGCUGAGCUUGAAAAGCGUUUUAAGGAUGAUUCAGAGAUGUUGCAGAGAUGGAGGACUGCUUUGAGGGAUGCGGCCAACCUAUCUGGUUAUGAUUCAACGAACUCUAGGUAACUGUAAAUUUUUUUGUCAAUGUUUUUAUGUAAUAAUCUUUUUUUUUUUUUGGUAAGUAAUUUGAAGCUACAAAUUACCAAUUUUUAUGUAAUAAUCUUACAUACAACAGUUCCUUAUAUUUUACUGGAGACAGAUUUACUGGUCAAAAUAAUAAUCAAUUGGAAGUUUGACCUUAUAUUUUAU